AUGUCUUGUGAACAACUCUCCCAGCCUUCAGUUCCCGUCUGUGUCUGUCCGGGAAUCUUAGGCAUACGAUACCGUAUCGGAUGGAUGGAGCACCGCAAAAAGAUGUUGCCUGCAGCCCUUUCCAGCACUUACCCAGUCGGCUCGCCGCGUGUGAUAUCACGAAAGAUGGGGUGUGGCGGGAGCGCUGGCAUGCGAACGCUGUCGGUGGAGGGAAAGUCAAAAAUUGAGGAGCUUUUUGACAAGAUGGACAAAGACACGAGUGGAACGAUCACCAAGGAGGAGGCCCACAAGUUCUUCAGCAGUUUUGCGAAGGUGAAUGCCAAGGCCAUGUUUGAUGAAGUGGAUGACGACGGCAACGGGAGCAUCACCAAGGCGGAGUGGGUCGGCUUCUGGCAGCAGGUCAGGUCUGCUGGCUAUUCCAACGAGCAGAUCCUGGAGGAACUGGAGCUCAUGACGGACGGCGGCGAUUGGGUGAACUGGAAGGACGGCAAAGACGUUGCAGCCAUGUCCCGUGACAAGACCGACUUCGCCAAGUCACCUUCGAAAGCACCCGAGACCCCACAGGAACCCGAAGCCAAGGAGGAGACGAAAGCGGAGGAGCCUAAGACUGAGGAGGCUGCGGCGCCUGCAGAGGAGGCCAAAGUGGAGGAGCCCCAGGCGCCCCAGGAGUCCCAGGAGCCCGUGGCCGAGGAGCCGCCCAAGGCGGAGCCUCAGGCUGAGGCUGCCGAGCCUGCUGAGCCUGCCGAGCCCGCUGUGCCCGCGGCCGAAGCUGAGGCGCCAGGAGCCGAAGUAACCGAAGGAACCGAAGUCAAGGAGGCGGCCGCGGCGGCGCAGGAGCCAGAGGCAAAAGCUGAGGAGCCACAGUGA
Molecule: messenger RNA, 867 nt
Organism: Symbiodinium natans
Lineage: Eukaryota; Dinophyceae; Suessiales; Symbiodiniaceae
Source: the annotation of a GenBank genome assembly